ACCUUAGCCUGGAGUUUAAUUUUCUAGAACUUGUGAGAUGAAUCACAAUGAACAUAACUGAAAACUGUUACAUCGGAUCUCUAUGUCACAUCCUGAAUGUAACACAGCGAAACGUUCACUAGCUAAACAUUACCAGACUGUGCAUGCUUCAAGCAAUACAUUGAGGAUGAAAAGCAUUGAAAAGCUUAAGCAGUCGCCGUUCAAAAGGAUGUUUUAAUUGCAGUAAAAGAAAAUAAUGAUUCUUUCUACUUACCAUACCAUCCAGUCGGUGUUUUGCUGCUGCUGCUGCACUGUUCAAAAGCGUGCAGUCACGACUCAGAUGAGCCUGGAAGAUAAUGCUGAUCUCAUGGACGAGUAUCCCUUGAGAGAGCGCCAGUCAUCUUAUCCUUCAUCAAAUAUUUACAGAGUGAACAGGACAGUGGGGGUCCCAUCGAGAAGGAAGCCUCCCCCACCUCCCCCCGCUGAUGAGGAGGAUGGAGGAGAGGUCCGUGUGAUUGCACUGUAUGAAUUCUGUGCCCAGGAACCCACUGACCUGAGUGUCAGGAGGUAUGAAGAGUACAUUAUACUUCAGAAGCAUGACCCUCACUGGUGGAAAGCGAGAGACAAGGAUGGAAAUGAAGGAUUCAUUCCAAGCAACUAUGUGACUGAGAAGAAAUCUAUUAAUUUAGAGGCAUUUGAGUGGUAUUGUAAAAAUAUCACACGGAACAAAGCAGAACAGCUCCUUCGGCAAGAGGGUAAAGAAGGGGCCUUUAUUGUCAGGGACUCCAGCCAGCAAGGGAUUUACACUGUAUCUGUUUUUACCAAAGCUGGAGGAGAUCAAAAUGGAUCAGUGAGACAUUAUCACAUUAAGCAGACACAGGCAUCACAGAGACAAUACUACGUGGCAGAGAAACAUCUAUUUGAUACAAUUCAUGAGCUUAUUGAAUAUCAUGAACACAAUGCAGCAGGCCUUAUCACAAGAUUUCGAUAUCCUGUUGGAUUAAUGGGAAGAUGCAUUCCUGCAACAGCUGGCUUCAGCUAUGAAAAGUGGGAAAUCAACACGUCGGAACUGACUUUCAUGAAGGAGCUGGGGAGCGGCCAGUUUGGGAUGGUGCGUCUCGGAAAAUGGAGAGCAACACAUAAAGUAGCAAUCAAAACUGUUUUUGAAGGUUCCAUGUCAGAAGAGGAUUUUAUUGAGGAAGCUAAGGUCAUGAUGAGAUUGUCUCACCCAAACCUGGUUCAACUUUAUGGAGUUUGCACACAGCAGAAGCCAAUCUGUAUAGUUACUGAGUUCAUGGAGAAUGGCUGCCUACUCAAUUACCUGCGACAGAGACAAGGCCGACUGAACAAAGAUGUCUUAUUAGGUAUUUGUGAGGAUGUGUGUGAAGGGAUGGCAUAUCUUGAGAGGAACCACUUCAUUCACCGGGACUUGGCUGCAAGGAAUUGUUUGGUCAGUGACAAGAAUGUGGUGAAGGUUUCCGAUUUUGGAAUGGCAAGGUACGUUCUUGAUGAUGAGUACACCAGCUCAACCGGCUCCAAAUUUCCUGUGAAAUGGUCACCACCUGAGGUCUUCCACUUUUCUAAAUUCAGCAGUAAAUCAGAUGUCUGGUCAUUCGGUGUUCUGAUGUGGGAAGUUUUUACUGAGGGUAGGAUGCCCUUUGAGAACAAAUCGAAUGCUGAGGUUGUUGAUGAGAUAUCUCGAGGAGAACGGCUUUACCGACCAUCCCACGCAUCGCCCGUGGUGUUCCAGGUCAUGUACAGCUGCUGGCACGAGAAACCAGAUGGGCGACCAAGCUUUCAUGAAUUAUUGGACUCAAUCAAUGAGGUUGCUGUGAAUGAUCAUAAUUAAAAAAGCUUCCUACACGCUCAAAAUGCUGGAUUUAAAUGAUAAAAUAUUGAGAAUCCUCAGAAAACAUUCCAAGCAAGGUGUUGCAUCUAUUGAUACUUUACCUCAAACAUUCUGCUACAAAAAACAAGUGCUUCGAAUCUCUGGAAGGUUAUCUUUCAUUCUCCCAUCAGUUUGGCAAGCAUUCAAAUGCAAUAUUAAAGAAAUAUUCAGGAAAAGAUAUUAGAAAAUCUUGUUAAAAUGUAUUAACUGUUAUUUUUGUUUAUUAUACUAUAUUUGUGUAAAAUAAAUUCCAAAGAGAUACAUAUGGUUCAAAUACUAUCUAAGUUACAGGUAUAUUUAUAUUCAUAUUUCUAUUGGAAUUGCUUUGUGCUGUUAGUAUGUGUUACGGUUACCUAGCUAUCUUUUGAAAUGGCCAUCAGUGUGAUUCUUUAAAGUUAUCACAGUUACCGGUGCAUCACAUAGUUACUAAUCAUUUUAAGCUGAUAAAGCAGGACUUUAUUGAACUUGAUAAGAUUACAUUUAGAUGUGCUAAUUGUGAUAACUACAAUCACAAAUGAGUACAAAUUAGAGAGCACAACAUUAAAAGUAGUAGUGCAAAGUGCUUAAUUUGGAAAUGCUCAUCUUUACGUUGAUCGGCCCGAAACGUUGCCUAUUUCCUUCGCUCCAUAGAUGCUGCUGCACCCGCUGAGUUUCUCCAGCAUUUUUGUGUACCCUCUCAUCUUCACAUUGUUCCUUCUGGCUAAUACCACAAAAAUGGUGUCAUUAAUCAGAAAGACCAGGAACAAGUUCACUACAGCAAAUCAAAAAGAAGUUUUGAAACAUUCAUUCGUUAAAAUGGAAAUUUUUGGAUAUGUAAAAGAACAGAAACUUGUGCUUAAGUUUUGUUAAAACAUACAUGGGCUUAAGUUAAUGCACGUUUAUUUUAUUAACUUUCUGGUGAAAGAGGAGCAUUUUAGGACUGAAGUGAGCUUGUCCCACAAUUAGGUUGUAUUCGUUGACAUGAAUGCAUAGUCUGGAUUUUGUGGGGAAAUGCUGGCAUUUUCCUGUGUAAAUCACAGCAAGUUUAGGGUUUCCAAAGCGUGUGUGUGUGUGACUUCAAAUUUUCUGCGAGAUGAUAACUGUCACUUUCCCAACAAUGAUGUGACACUGGACUCCUUACUGUGCCCAGCAAGGCAGCUUGAACUUGCAACAAUGCUCCAGCCCCUUUGCUAGCAAAUCCAGUUGAAGAAACAGGCAUGGUAGAUUAAGGUGACAAUAUUGUUCGAUUUUUUCUAUUAUAUUUGUAAACACACUUCAAAGUAUUCUAAGUGUUGUAGAUUUUAUGGGUAGAAUUUUAAUAGUCUGAUAUUUUUGAUCAGUUUUUAAAUUUUCCUAAUGUUUAGAAUUAUUCAGAAAUAUUUGUAUGCCUGUAAAUUCAAAGCCUAGUACUGUUCUCUUCAGUGCCGUGGGAUUGAAGCCAAGAGUCUGGCAGUUGCUACUGUAUUACCUUUGGGUCAAAUGGCACCAGAUAUGAAAUGCAUCUUGGUAUUGUGUUGUCUUGCAAAUUGUUGGGACUUCCACAGCAGGGACACAAAUGAUGGUGUUAUUCACUUUCUGACCACAUUGGCCUGAGUUGUUUGUCUUGGGUCAGAGACUCAUACAGCAGAGAAACAGGCAAUUCAUACCAACUUGUCCUUGCCGACCAAGAUGCCCCAUCUAUACUGGUCCUCCCUGCCCGCAUUUGGCCCAUAUCCCUCUAAACCUUUCCUAUCCAUGUAAUUGUCCGAAUGUCUUUUAAAUGUUGUUAUGGUAACUGUCUCAACUAUCUCCUCUAGCAGCUCGUUCCGUAUACCUACCAUCCUCUGUGUGGAAAUUAAAGUUGCCCCUCAGGUUCCGAAUAAUCUUUCCACUCUUACCUUAAACCUUUUUGUUUUCCCCUACUCUGUGUAAAAGACUGUGCAUCAACACUACAUAUUCCCCAUAUGUUCUUAUUUCAUUUCUAUUCCCCUCAUCAUCCUCCAGAGCCUUCCUGAGAGAUUUGCAGCUCUGAGAACCUGUCAUGAGAGGAUAAUUAGUUUGUGAGUAUAUUCAUUAAAGUUUAGAAGAAUGGUCCUCAUUUCUCUCCUGGUGUUGUUCCUGAUAAGAACACAUCAUCAGAAACAGCAGCAGGGGUUAGUCUUUGUCCCAUUGUGGACUGCACUGCCAUUUGUCAGUCUCAUGUCUGAUCUUCUACCUCUCCUUUCCCACUUUCCCUCCAUUCCCCUAUUGUCCAGAAAACUAUCAAUCUCUGCUUUGAAUGAACCACAUAUGAGCUACCGCAGGCUUUUAGAAUUCAAAUAAUUCAACACCUCAGUGAAGUAAUUCCACAUCAGGCCUAAUUAACCUACUGCAGCCAAAGGAAUCAUACUCCUUGCAUCCAACCUGUUGAGCCCUUUUGUCAUUAGCCCUUCUCAUUCUUGCAAAUUGUCAAGAAUACAGGCCUGGUCCCCUCGUAUAGCAACCCACCAUCACUUGAACCAGGCCUGUCACAUCUCACUGCAACCCCCUCCAUGGAAAGUUUAUAUUAUUUUUGCAGAGGAAAUCAAAAUUAUGUUCAGCAUUCUAAGUGUGGUCUUACCAGAUCCCUGUUUAAUUGCCGUAAGACCUUGUAUAUUCAAAUCCUCUUGCGAAUUAAAAACCAACAAAGCAUUCAUCCUCCUAAUUGUUUGCUGAACUUUCAACAAUUUGUGUGGAAGUGCUUCCAGGCUAUUUUGAAUUUCAACAUUCCCCAAGACGAUCCUCCUUUCCUCAAUACUGCUGACUGGCUUGAUCCCUGGGCUCGCCCACCCUCUCCUUAGCUUCAAUGACCUCUUCCCUCCACCUCCAAACACCAGCAAAAUGAUCCAUCACAUGAAUCCCAUUGCUCUGAGAUUUCCUGGCAAAAUAUCUUUGAGUGGCAGCUGAGGCAGACCAUGUGUCUCGGUUGGGUUUGUGAAUGGAAGGUCUGAGGCAGCUCAGAGCAAUGCAUUCUUCAGUAGCCUCUACCAGGUUAGAAGACGACAAAUAAAAUAUUUUCCUGGUUUAGUCAGGGUGGUUGCACACACCUACUGCAGACCACAGAUCCCAGUCUGCAUCACGGCCAUCUGUUUAAUAAUAUACUCUGCUUAAGCAGUUUAAAUUUUGUAUGUGUAUCCUAUAACAGCAAAGAAAAGUUAUUAACAUGUAAUAGAGAUUAUUUUUUAUCAUUUGAUGAGAUUUUUAGUGACUCUGUAGAUAAUGAAUUGUGCCUGAAACAUGUGUGAAGUAUUUGUAAGUUUUAUAUCCAGUGUAGAUGUGAAGAUGUGGCAUAAUUGCAAGGAAUUCUAUUGAGAUGUUUAUUCUGUUCAAUCAAAUGUAUAGAUAAUGAAGGCUGGUCCUAAGAUUCCUCUUUGUUCAAAUAAAGUUGUUGUUUGUGCAGAAAUAUUUUUGCUGUGUUUUGGGGUUAGGGAAAUGAGGAAAUAAUAAUAAAUGGCAGGUACACAAAAAUGCUGGAGAAACUCAGCGGGUGCAGC
This is a messenger RNA of Leucoraja erinaceus (little skate), 5337 nucleotides long. It is a transcript of the gene txk, whose product is annotated as TXK tyrosine kinase. NCBI's taxonomy places the organism in Eukaryota, Metazoa, Chordata, Chondrichthyes, Rajiformes, Rajidae. The coding region runs from base 236 to 1828 and encodes 530 amino acids. Gene Ontology annotation, biological process: B cell receptor signaling pathway; T cell receptor signaling pathway; adaptive immune response. Gene Ontology annotation, molecular function: protein binding; ATP binding; non-membrane spanning protein tyrosine kinase activity. The transcript has 15 exons. The record is from RefSeq and is a predicted model, not a curated record.